AUGGUGGUGAAAUUAUAUAUUUGGAGCACGAAGUCCCACUGGGGUCACGUGUCCCUGGCCUUGGGGGACGGGACUUACAUCAGUUGGAGACCGACCUACCAAGUGGAAAUAAAUCCAACUUGUGCGACAGAAUGGGUGAUUGCACGCGCUCAGCAAACGUUACAGGACGAUAUUCGUACAGAGUUUGGAAAACUUCCCGUCCACGCCAUCAAAAUUUCCGACGAAAUAUUAGAUGAAGAUAAGAUUAAAAGGUGGUGGUUGAAGUUCAAGGCCAACAACAAGUACAACCUUCUCACGUGCAAUAGUUCCACCGUUGUUUAUUUCGCCCUGAGAGAAGGCGGUGCUCUAGAUCACGUGAUUGAUCGUCAACCGAGAUGGUGGACACCAGACGAUAUCAAAGCUUUCGGAGAGGCGAUUUGUUUAGGGUACAAAACUAAAGGGAAGGCUGGAGUUAUGUUUUCACCAAGUGAUCAACAGUUUAUGUCACAUCUUGGAAAGGUGACGUCAGCUGGAAUGAUUAACUCUUUCCUGUCUACGUGA
Molecule: messenger RNA, 540 nt
Organism: Ylistrum balloti
Lineage: Eukaryota; Metazoa; Mollusca; Bivalvia; Pectinida; Pectinidae
Exons: 2
Coding region: 1-540 (179 amino acids)
Source: RefSeq, a predicted model, not a curated record